AGUCUAUCUAAUAUCUACGCUACUAUUGACAUCCUAGGCACUGGUCCCAAGAUAGCAAUGACAGCUUACCGGUGCUGAACGGUUAAUGGGCAAUGCGUUCGCUACGUAUCGUUCGGCUUUCAUCAUGCAUAGGUUUUUGCGUUGUUCUCGCAAAAUUGCUCCAGGGUUCUGCUGUCGCAGGCCCCACGCAUAACCAACCGGGGUUUCAAGGCGCGCCUACUCCGCAAGACCAUGGCUUCUUCUUCUACGGCCUGUCAAACCGCCUGCCGCCCCAGCUGCGAUGGAGCCUAGGACUUUCCUCUCCACCCCCCACCAGCCCCGCAGCGACAAAGCGCCCCAUCAGGGCCCCAACACCAUCAACACAGCCGGUCUCAGCGGGCCCCACCUACGGCCUGCAGCCGGGGUUCCCCCUGCAGGAGUUGGACUGGGAGGGCGCCUGCUAUGAUGCGGCGGCGGAUGGGCUCAUGGCUCCCGGGGGCAGCGCAGGCGGCAGCAGCAGCAGCAGCAGCGGCCAGGCACCCACCACCACCACCACCACCGCUGCGGGUGUUGCUGCUGAGCCCGGCUCCCGCUCCCGGCCACCCGUCAUCUUCCUGCCCCCGCUGACAGGCACGGAGCUGCAGGGCCGGCUGGACGGCAAGCCCUCCGUGCCCCGCUGGUGGUGCUCCCGGCGCACCUCGGGCUGGUUCA
Molecule: messenger RNA, 690 nt
Organism: Astrephomene gubernaculifera
Lineage: Eukaryota; Viridiplantae; Chlorophyta; Chlorophyceae; Chlamydomonadales; Astrephomenaceae
Source: the annotation of a GenBank genome assembly